Messenger RNA from Symbiodinium sp. CCMP2456, 2361 nucleotides. Lineage: Eukaryota; Dinophyceae; Suessiales; Symbiodiniaceae. The record is from the annotation of a GenBank genome assembly.
AUGCAGAAGAACAGAAGACUUCUUUUCGAAUACGCCGAUCUGAAAGGCGCUACGUUGGAUGCAGAGGCCUGCAAGAACGUCUUCGGAAAGAUUGCCUGCAAAGAAGCUCAGGCCCAGCUUGCCGAAAGGUCGCCGGAGAAGAAGGAACGCAAGACCAUCCACCGCCGUGCGGUGGAGCAGUGCGCCCUGACCCACCGGGCUCCCGAAGAGCUGCGGCAGCGGCGGCAGGAGAUUGUGGAGCUGCUCGAGGACGGGAGUUGCUGUAUCAGAUAUUUGUUCGGAAAGUGUUUCGGCCAAGUUGUAGCCUUGCUGAGAACGCAGGCGCGGUUCGAUUCUCCGGUACGCGCUUGGGCGAACCUGUUGGACCUUCACGCAAAGGGGAAGCUGAAGAGGCGGGAGUUCCAGACCAGCAUGUCCGUCCUGGGCUAUGCUGGGAACGUCAAGAAGCUUUGGGAAGAGAUGGGCUUGAAACCCAAGCAGUCUGUCAGGUUUAAAGACCUAUGUCCCGAAGUGAUAGACGAGAUCCGCGAGUUCAAAAACAUGGCCGGCAAGAAGAUCAUUACCUUGAUCCAGGUCUCCGAGGUGGCAGCAGGCCCCGGCAAAAGCAAAAAGGCAGGCGUGCCUGUCGACACCGACGAGUACUACAAGGUCAUCGACGCCAUUGAUUACCCCGGUGACGCAGAAAGGCUUCUGAGGCAUCUGGAUCCCGGCAAUGUGGGCUACGUGAACACCAGAACUCUGCGCAUUCUCAACGAGCAGAAGAGCGAGGAGAAGGCCGUCCCGCAGUACUUGAAGAAGUACCGCGAGAACAAACAGACGCAGCUGGAGCAGAAGAUCGCCUCCGUGAUCAUGCCACCUGUGCGGGAGCUGCUGGCGAAGCAGGACUCCGUCCGGGAAAGCUCCCUUGAGGAGCCAGCUUUGAAGCAAUUUGAAGGGGCUGAGUGGAGCAGCAAGAAGGAGGUCCGAGAUGCACGGGAGAACUUCAUCCGUGCGCUUACAGACAAGUUCGGCAGCCUCGCGAAAGCCUGGCGUUUAGCCUUGGAUCCGGAGCUGAAGAUGGUCAUCGAGAACGUGGAUCAGCUGAUGAAAGGACUUCGGCGAUCCGGCCAGAUGCCAGAUGGUGGCGAGCAUGCCCUCAGGCUGAAAGCCGAAAAGAUCUUUCAGGCUUGCCAGAACAAGGAGACGGAACAGAUUGCGCUGGAGGACUUGGACCCGCGUACCCCGGCCAUGCUCGAGAAGUUCAAGGAUCUGUGCGAGCAUCGCUUCGGCAGUCUCCAAGACGCUUUCGAAGCGAUUGACGUGGAGGGGGACUUCCGCCAACUCUGCCACGAGAUCAAACUGACGGACGGCAUGUUCCGGCUGCUCGAGUUCCUCGAUCCCAAGAGGACCGGAGAAGUCCGCCUCUCGCUGAUCGACCGGGAAGUGGCGGAGGAUGCCAUGAAGUCCACGAAGCUGGGGAAGAAGGCCCUCCUGGAGGUCCGUCGCCGCCUGGUGAAAAGGCUCCCUCGGUGGUCACGCGCAUGGAAAAAGGUGCAGGGCAAAGCUACCAAGGAGAUUGGGCGUGAUGGUUGGCUGAGCUUCUUCGAGGAGGUGGGCAUGCAGAACCAUGAAGCCCAGAAGGCUUGGGAGCUGCUGCCCGUGGAGGAGGACAAACUGUCGCUGACCCUGUUCGAACCUGGCAUCGGCAGAGAUCUCGAGGCUUUCCAUCAGAAGAUCAUUGAACGCUUCCGCAGCGCCAAAAACAUGAUGCUGAAGAUGCGCGACGGCGGAGCUGCCCUGGACAAGAAGCGGUUCCUGGAGGUCUGCUACGAGUGCCAAACUACGGGAAACGAGAAUCGUCUGUUCGAGUACCUGGAGGACAGACCUUGUAUUGAAACCUCAGCCCUGAGCCGCAUUCAAUGUUUGAGGGGACUCCUUUCAGCUUUUAGAUUGGCAGAUAUGCGAGUCAUUUGGCCAAACUACAGCAGAAGCUCGCUGUGGCAUAGGCCCAGGCUAUGCUGUUGCACCCAUUCCUUCGUGCCCAAGGAUGCAAAAACUCAAAGUGAGGUCCCGAAGCCAAGCUUGGAGACUCCAAGCGCGAAAGAUGCUAGCUUGAAAGUUGUGCCUUCGCAGGAAGACGGCGAGGUGAGCUUCGAGAGAAUCGAUGAGAAGGUCCUAUCAUGUAGCUCACUGCAGUUGUCUGACAUCGCGCACGAAGGGUUGUCGAAACAUGAAGCCAUACGGGCAUCAAGUGUUGCUCGGUAUUCGUUAGUCGUGCCGGCAGUCUCCGCUCGCGAGGCUGGCGCAGAAGUUAAAGAGCUCAUUGCGCAGGAGGAGCCAUUCACAGAAGCCGGAACUUUUUCUGGAUCGGACAACAUGUAG